ACCCGGGGGAAGAGAGUUCCCUGAAACUUGUGCUUGAAAACAGAAUUGUCCAGUGAUGUAUGGACCCUGAAGAGGAACAAACAGCUGAGGACAUUACACCUUUCUUCAAGUGUACCAAAAGACCACAUAAUCAGUUAUUGGGGAUCAGGGAAGGUGUGCAGGCAGGCCUACCUGCCUCUUGUGGAUGCAGAUUUGAGACCCAGAAGUCUCCACAUGGCUCCUUAUCACAUCCGACAGUACCAGGAAAGAGACUACGAAAGAGUCCUGGACUUGUUUGUCAGGGGCAUGAAGGAGCACAUCCCUGAUACCUUCUGCCACAUAAUGAAGCUGCCUCGAACCUUCCUGCUCUUACUUGGAGCACCCCUUGCCCUAGUCUUGGUGUUUGGCUCCUGGCUCCUGGCCAUUGUGUGCAUCUUCUUUCUCCUUCUAUUCUUGUGGCUUCUUGCUGGACAGCCCUGGAGGGACUAUGUGGCUGAGUGCUUGCACACAGACAUGGCUGACAUCACCAAGUCCUACCUGAGUGGGCAUGGCUCCUGCUUCUGGGUGGCUGAGUCUGGAGGUCAGGUGGUGGGUACAGUGGCUGCCCGGCCAGCUGAGAAUCCCCCAGUAGGGAGGAAGCAGCUACAGCUCUUUCGCCUAUCUGUGUCCCCACAGCAUCGAGGACAGGGCAUAGCAAAAGCUCUGGUCAGAACUGUCCUCCAGUUUGCACGGGACCAGGGCUACAGUGAUGUUGUCCUCGAGACAAGCAUCUUGCAGCGAAGUGCUAUAGCCGUCUAUGAAGCUAUAGGAUUCCAAAGGACAGGCCAGUUUUUCUUUGGUAUAAUCACAAGAUUAGUUGCUCUUUCUGUAAUUAAUUUCACGUACACUCUCCCUUCUGCUCAGGAACAUGGGCUGUGAUCUUAUUUCUUUCUGUAUCUGUCAGGCUCCAAUUUAUUGUUCUGUAGGAAUAACCAAACCCCAAUAUUUUCAUGUAUAAGUCAUAAAAGCACAUUUACAUGUUCAUUAGAUUCCUGUUUAUUUGA
This is a messenger RNA of Nannospalax galili (Upper Galilee mountains blind mole rat), 1022 nucleotides long. Its product is annotated as N-acetyltransferase 8B. Gene Ontology annotation, molecular function: N-acetyltransferase activity. The record is from RefSeq and is a predicted model, not a curated record. Bases 214 to 897 code for a protein of 227 amino acids. The transcript has 2 exons. NCBI's taxonomy places the organism in Eukaryota, Metazoa, Chordata, Mammalia, Rodentia, Spalacidae.